AUUUCCUAAAAAGAUGUUACGCGAAUAGAAAGAUCUUUCACAUUCAAAGCCCUACAAACGUUCUUCAGAUCCCCUUUUCGUCUGCCGGCCGGUCGGCGAUUAUCCAAGUAAAGAGAAGAUGUCAGGUGCUGCUCUUGACAUGACUCUUGAUGAUCUAAUCAAGAGCAAUAAGAAAUCUGCUCCUCGGGGUAGAGGCCGCGGCUCUGGUCCCGGCCCCGCUCGCCGCUUCCCCAAUCGCUCUGCUAAUCGCGCUGCCCCCUAUGCUGUGGCUAAGGCCCCGGAAUCAGUUUGGGGUCAUGACAUGUUCGCUGGUGGCGGUCGAGCUUCUAAUAUUGAGACUGGGACGAAGUUAUACCUAUCGAAUUUGGAUUAUGGGGUCUCUAACGAGGAUAUUAAGGAACUCUUCUCGGAGGUUGGUGACCUGAAACGUUAUACAAUACACUAUGAUAGGAGUGGGAGAUCAAAGGGUACUGCUGAAGUAGUCUUCUCAAGACGUCAAGAUGCAUUAGCAGCUGUCAAGAGGUACAACAAUGUCCAGCUAGACGGGAAACCCAUGAAAAUAGAGCUAGUUGGAACAAACCUUAACAUUCCUGCUUCUGGUCUUCCACCCGCUGGUGCUUUUGGUGGUUCGAAUGUGGCUCCACCAAGUGCACAAGGAAGGGGUGGUGGUUUUGGUAGGUCACGUGGCACCGGACGAGGUCGUGGAUUUGGAAGAAGCCGCGGACGAGGAAGAGGCCGUGAUGAGAAAAUAUCAGCGGAUGAUCUAGAUGCUGAUUUAGAGAAAUAUCACACCGAUGCGAUGCAGAUGAGUUGAUUGGGAUCUACCUAAGUCACCAUUUUGCACCUGCAGUAGUUUGGCGAUGCAAAAUGUUCCUAGUAGUCUACUUUUGCAAACAUUCAGCUCAUUAGAAGAAAAUGGAGAGGUCUAGGAUGGAGGGGUGGGGUCGUUAGAAACUUGGUUCGAAGAAUUUGGUGUAUUUUGUUUUUUGUACCUUUAAUUUGGAUAUCUUACAUGAGUUGAUGGACAAAUGUGUGUAUUCUACGAUUUAACUUUUUUGUUUUAUUGGACCGAACUUUUAGUCAGCUGAGAACAAGUAGUUUCUAUGUGGGAUUAUGCAUAUAUUGAA
Messenger RNA from Olea europaea var. sylvestris, 1127 nucleotides. RefSeq names its product THO complex subunit 4A-like. NCBI's taxonomy places the organism in Eukaryota, Viridiplantae, Streptophyta, Magnoliopsida, Lamiales, Oleaceae. Gene Ontology annotation, biological process: mRNA export from nucleus. The record is from RefSeq and is a predicted model, not a curated record. Gene Ontology annotation, cellular component: nucleus. The coding region runs from base 119 to 814 and encodes 231 amino acids. The transcript is spliced from 5 exons. Gene Ontology annotation, molecular function: mRNA binding.